AUAAAACAGAACGGGUUAACCCAAAAAUUCUUUCUUGAAACCCAAAACUCUCAACGAAGUUGCACACUCAUCAAGCUCUGAAUCAACGGCAACAAUGGCGUCGGAGAUGAUUGAAAGCAACACAGUAAUAGAGGAAGAGGAGGAAUGGAGGAGAGACACAAUAUUACCGGAAGUAAUGAAGAUCGUGUGUUCCAGAUCCAUGCUUCCUCAUAAAGACCUAAUCUCUUUAUUACUUGUUUCUCCCUCACUUCGCCGUUCUCUCAACUCCUAUUCCUCUCUCUGGCCUGUAAUUGAUCUUCGCGAGUACAGUAAUGCUGGAGAUCGUCUUCUAGCUGCUCUUUCACUGGCUAGAUAUCAAAAUGUUAAUCAAAUAAGCCUUGAAUUUGCACAAGGUGUUGAAGAUAAACAUAUGGAGCUCCUUAAGAAAAAGUUCAACAGUUCUGUACAAAAUUUGGAGCAUUUGAAUUUAAAUGGCUGCCAGAAAAUCACUGAUAAGGGAGUUGAAGCAAUAACCGAUGCUUGUCCUAAAUUGAAAAGUUUCUCCAUCUAUUGGAAUGUAAGGGUCUCUGAUCUUAGUAUGACCUAUUUGGUGAAGAACUGCAAGAACAUAGUUGAUUUGAACUUGAGUGGCUGCAAGAAUAUCUCAGAUAAAAGUUUGGAGUUGAUUGCCAGCAAUUAUCAGCUUUUGGAGUCCUUAAAUCUUACUAGGUGCGUCAAGCUAACAGAUGGGGGUUUGCAACAGAUAUUAUGCAAAUGUUGUGCUCUGCGGACUCUAAAUCUUUAUGCCGAUUCAAGCUUUACAGAUGUAGCUUACAAGAAGUUCAGUCUUUUGGUUGGUCUCAGAUUCUUGGAUCUCUGUGGUGCCCAGAAUCUCUCCGAUGAAGGACUCUCUUGUGUAGCUAAAUGCAAGAAUCUAGUGUCUCUCAACUUGACAUGGUGUGUGCGUCUGACUGAUGCGGGGGUUAUUUCUGUUGCACAAGGAUGUACCUCUCUUGAAUUUCUCAGCUUGUUUGGAAUUGUUGGAGUCACUGAUAAGUGCCUGGAGGCCCUAUCAACGUCCUGCUCAAACACAAUCACGACCCUCGAUGUGAAUGGCUGUGUUGGCAUCAAGAGACGGAGCCGCGAGGAACUGCUACAAUUGUUCCCGCGUCUAAUAUGCUUCAAAGUACACAGCUAAGUUUAUGGGCAGAAGGUUGCAGAAUAUCUUGCUGAUAAUUUGACAGCAUAUUGUUGCUUCCUCAUUGAGGGAAGCCACCUUCACAGCAGCUAACUCACAAAGGAUAUACUCGAAGAAUUUUCGCGCACAAAUAUGGUCUCUUGACUCUUCCGCUCGCAGUUUGCCAUGUUUUUAUGAUGCAUACUACAGCAUCGCUGACCUAAGAGAAGUAGUGAGGGUCAAAUAUUUUAUUGGACGACUAUACUGAUUUGUUGUACACUUCUUCCAUAAUACUGGGGAUGUAUUUGUUAGACUGCUUUUUUGAUCAAGCUGAGGACCUAUGGAUUCUAACAUAGUGAUCUUUAGGCAAAAGUAUACAAAUGGCAGAAGGGUGGAAGUAAUACUGGAGUAGAAUUAUACUUUAUCUCCAAUGGAGGGUUUUGUAUGGUUGGAGAUGCUCCAACUUGAAAUCUACUGGAAAUCCAAGUACCCAAAUUUUUCCAUGA
Daucus carota subsp. sativus is the source of this 1662-nucleotide messenger RNA. RefSeq names its product F-box protein At3g58530. The transcript is spliced from 13 exons. The coding region runs from base 95 to 1177 and encodes 360 amino acids. Gene Ontology annotation, cellular component: cytoplasm. The record is from RefSeq and is a predicted model, not a curated record. Gene Ontology annotation, molecular function: protein binding. Lineage: Eukaryota; Viridiplantae; Streptophyta; Magnoliopsida; Apiales; Apiaceae.